AUGGCGUUGCGUGCAAAAGUUUUGCGAAAGAAAGCAGAGAAGUUUGAAUUGAAGAAAUUACAGAGUCCUAUAGUGACAAAGGAACGUGUAUCUGAUCUUGAGCCAAUUCUUCAAGACGUUUAUGACAUUCGGCGCCCAAAGCAGAGUGAUUAUGAAUCUCGAAGAGAUUUAAUCCUAGUGUUUAAUGAAAUUGCAAAGGAAAUAUAUGGAUAUUCAAAAGUGACUCCCGUUGUGGUGGAAUUUGGCUCUUUCUUAAUGGAUCUCUUUAGCCCAACAAGUGAUUUAGAUCUGUCUGUGAAUUUUAGCACUAAUGAGGUUGAAUUUCCACGCGAAAAGAAGAUUCAAACUUUGAGGAAGUUUGCAAAGAAACUAUAUGCUCUACAAUGUAAAGGGCAUGUUUCUGGUGUUCUUCCAAUCACAACUGCCAAGGUGCCUAUUCUCAAAGUUGUUGAUCGCGGAACUGGUGUUGAAUGUGAUAUAUCAGUUGAAAAUAGGGAUGGAAUCUUGAAAUCCCAGAUUAUACACCUUAUCUCCUCAAUCGAUGAAAGGUUUAAAAAGCUAAGCUUCUUGAUGAAAACCUGGGCAAAAGUGCAGAACAUUAACAGUUCAAAAGAUAAAACCUUGAAUUCUCUCUCCAUAAUUCUGUUGGUUGCAUUUCAUUUGCAGAAAAAAAGGGUUCAAGCUCUCUUUGAUAGCCUACUCUCCAAAACUGCUGCAGUUCCUCUUCAUAAAUUCAAUAUAAUAUAUGGUGCUGAUACUGCAACAGUGAAGAAGUCACUACCUAAUUUUAUGAACUACGGAAAAAGUAACAAAGAAUCCUUGGCUGAGCUCUUUGUCACUCUACUGAUCAAGUUAUCUUCUGUCGAAAAUCUGUGGCCCAAAGGUCUCUGUGUGAGCACAUAUGAUGGAUCUUGGACGUCCAAAACAUGGAACUCUAAAGUUGCUUGUAUUAGUGUUGAGGAUUUUAGUGAUCGGUCUCAGAAUGUUGCUAGGGCAGUGGGACAACCGCAAAUAAAACAGAUCUAUGAAUGUAUUAACCUUUCUACCCGGUAUGUCUUGUCCUUCAUGGAUGGCCAGAUUGGAGGAGUCCAAUUGAAGGAAUUUUUGUUCGGCCAUGAUGGCAUCACUACUCUACGUCGAAUAGGUACUUCAAAUUCUCGCCAAAUUGCAUCAUUGCCUAACAUUUCCUCUCAAUCGAACCAGAGGAAAAGAAAUAGAAUCAGGGAACGUAAGGAAGCAGAAAAACAAGCUAUGCCUCUCAAUCCUCUCCCUACAAAGAGAAUAACCUCCAUGCAAGGUUGGGCAGGAACGUCUGUAGGGAGUUGGGGACAAGUCAAGCAAGCUAUGUCAUUUGAGUCUGGUUGGACAGAUAAGACACAGACCACUGAAGGUUGGAGAGAGAGGCCUGAUGAUGUUUGGGGAGACACUGAAUAUGCUAUGCCUUGUGAUCCCAGAAAUUGGCAGCAACCCAUGGAUGGUUGGGGUGGAACUCAGCACUCCAUCACAGGAGGUCAGUGUAGGGUCCAUGCUGAAGGCUGGGGUGGAACUUGGGAGCCCGUUGCAGGAGGUUGGGGUGGGGUUCAUUCUGAAGGCCGGGUAGGAACUCAGCAACCCACUGCAGGAGGUUGGGGUGGAAGGCAAGACAAGUUCCUAUAA
Messenger RNA from Fraxinus pennsylvanica, 1656 nucleotides. The record is from the annotation of a GenBank genome assembly. NCBI's taxonomy places the organism in Eukaryota, Viridiplantae, Streptophyta, Magnoliopsida, Lamiales, Oleaceae.